This is a messenger RNA of Xenopus laevis (African clawed frog), 2172 nucleotides long. It is a transcript of the gene lims1.S, whose product is annotated as LIM-type zinc finger domains 1 S homeolog. The record is from RefSeq and is marked provisional. Gene Ontology annotation, biological process: cell-matrix adhesion; cell-cell junction organization; positive regulation of integrin-mediated signaling pathway. Gene Ontology annotation, cellular component: plasma membrane; cell-cell junction; focal adhesion. NCBI's taxonomy places the organism in Eukaryota, Metazoa, Chordata, Amphibia, Anura, Pipidae.
GCGCGCUCCAGGGUUCUUGCCCAUCCCGUUCUCACAGACGCUGGAAGAAGUGUACGGGGAGGCCUGAAUAUUAUCUAGAAUUUGGACUGGACCUAGUCACUGGCUCCCAUGCUGGGCGUCGUGGGGAUGACGAACAGCAACAUGGCGAAUGCUCUGGCAAAUGCAAUUUGUGAACGCUGCCGAGCUGGCUUUGCUGCUUCUGAGAAGAUUGUCAACAGCAACGGAGAGCUGUACCAUGAGCAGUGUUUUGUAUGUGCUCAGUGCUUUCAGCAGUUCCCAGAGGGACUCUUCUAUGAGUUUGAAGGCAGAAAAUAUUGUGAGCAUGAUUUCCAAAUGCUGUUUGCUCCCUGCUGCCAUCAGUGUGGUGAAUUUAUCAUUGGCCGGGUCAUUAAGGCUAUGAACAACAGCUGGCAUCCAGAGUGUUUCCGAUGUGAUAUCUGUCAGCAAGUCCUGGCAGACAUUGGAUUUGUUAAGAAUGCUGGAAGGCACCUUUGCCGUCCUUGUCACAACCGAGAGAAAGCAAGAGGACUUGGCAAAUAUAUCUGCCAAAAGUGCCAUGCUAUUAUUGAUGAGCAUCCCCUCAUAUUCAAGAAUGACCCAUAUCACCCAGAUCAUUUUAACUGUGCCAACUGUGGAAAAGAGUUGACUGCUGAUGCUCGGGAGCUAAAAGGUGAGCUGUAUUGUUUGCCUUGUCAUGACAAGAUGGGUGUGCCUAUAUGUGGGGCUUGCAGAAGACCGAUUGAAGGACGUGUGGUCAAUGCUAUGGGAAAGCAGUGGCAUGUCGAGCAUUUUGUAUGUGCAAAGUGUGAAAAACCCUUUCUUGGCCAUCGCCAUUAUGAGAGGAAAGGGCUGGCUUACUGUGAGACACAUUACAACCAGCUCUUUGGAGAUGUCUGCUUUCAUUGUAACCGUGUUAUUGAAGGUGAUGUUGUAUCUGCCCUGAACAAGGCCUGGUGUGUGAAUUGUUUCGCAUGUUCCACUUGCAACACAAAAUUAACACUCAAGAACAAAUUUGUUGAAUUUGACAUGAAGCCUGUCUGUAAGAAAUGCUAUGAGAAGUUUCCUCUGGAGUUAAAGAAAAGGCUUAAGAAGCUAUCUGAACCCCUAGCAAGAAAAUAAGCUUGUCUUCUGAUACCUACGUGGUGAAGACUUGGAUAAGCAUGCUUGCUCAGAGAGAGAGAAUCUCUCCCAGAUCCUAUUGACUGUGUCCUGUUCACUGAGGCUGUUAUCUGCACUAACCUUCACAGCAAAAUAUGUAUCUGCAUGAAUACUACAUUAAACUACCACGCACAUGCUAUUUAUCCUAUCACCUCAUCCUUAAAGAGAAAAAUUGCUCUUUUGCUCUUGUGGUACUUGUCUCACCUUGUUCUUUUAGCAAUCAUUCUCGGUCAAUAAAUGAGUGGGGCAGGGACAAUAAUCUUUCCAACUAUUAUUGUACCUUUUGAAAUUGUAACUGGGGAGACGAUUUGUUUCAACCUAAAAUGCUCAUUCAUUGUUUUUAUUUGUGAUACUGAAGCUACACGUUACAGCUUUAAAGUAUUCUUAAUAGAUCUAAUGAUGAAACAAGUAUUUUCCAUGGAAAUCAGUGUUACUUUAGAUGAGUUGGACUUGUGCUGCAACCUGCUGCAGAAGUUCUUUAUCUACAAAAUGUUAAAUCAUUUCAAUUAUGUGGUGCUACAUUUGAUUUUCACAUGUUACAUGUGCAAUUUGCUGAUCCAUCACAAGAAGAAACUUUUUGUUUUUCGUUUGUGUCACAUUUGCUUUGGCUUAGACUGAAGUAACCAGUUAUCUUUAACUUGUGGAUCUCAGAAUAUGCAACUCCCAGUAUCUCUCAACAGAUGGAGGAUCUCUUACCUAAGGUCUUGGCUGCCUCCUGCAUUUAGAGCCACAUAUCCUCUUUUUAAUGUAUCCAUAUAAAGAACAAGAAAUAGUUGCAGAAAAUGCAUAUAUAUACAUAUAAGUUGUUGUAUUCAAGCAGACUUCAAUAAAGGAUCUUGUUCACAUGACCAAGCUAUAUUCCCUCUCAAAGCUGUGAUGCAUACAUAACAUAGUAACAUGUAAACCAUCUGUAUGUGUACCUUGUUUUCUGCGACUUUCCCAGCUCUAGUCACAGAAAUGAAAUGCCUACAAUGGCUUGAUGUCUAAUAUACAGGAAAUAUGCAGAUCUCAAAA